CAACAUGACGCUAUAAGCGAUACCCAUGGAUGUUGUGCUGGAAAAUAGUUUCUGUAUUGACUGAUAACAUGGAUGUACCCUGAUUGACCAAAUCAAAUGACGAAAAUGUCGUGCAACUGGCUGACAGAGGAAUACUUUUCGCAUUUGAUCGGUGGUGAUAAGAAAUCACAUUCGGCACUGGAAAUGCUGGUAGAUGAUCUGCACACUUCUAAAGAAAGUACAAUAGGUCGUUUCCUCUGUCACUCCGGAUCUGAAGACUUCCUAUGGGGUUUGGUGAGACUCUUAGGAAGUGACAUCCCCAGAGUUGCAGGGAAUUCAGCCUACAUAAUUGGCACCCUAGCAGAGUCUGACAUAGGAUGUUUCCGAGUCCUGGCCCUGGCCAAGGGCCGAAAAUCUAACAGUGGUCGAAUACUGAAGGACCUGACCCGCAUGUUGACCUUCGAUGACCCCGAGAGUGUGAUGAAUGCUGCAGGCACUAUGGGGACGCUGGCUGAAAGUAACGAGGGUCGUAACUGGAUUCUGAGUUCUGAUUGUGUGGAUGCCAUGUUGGACAAUGUGACGGCAUUGCUCCACACGGACAACCUGUGGACGGCCAGCAAUGCAGCUCUAGUCAUCGCCAGAUUGUGUAUAUCUGAAGAUGGCUGCAGCAAAAUACUCAACAACCCAAACUACCACCACAUCCUGUCCAAGCUGGUUCUCUCCCUUGGAGUUGAUGAAGCAGGGAGGGGGAUGAAUGCUGCGUUUGCUAUUGGUCGACUGUGUGACAUGGAUGUUGGAAGGAAACGACUGCUCUCGUUACACGAGUCAGAGAAAAUGAUUUCAUCUUUAGCAAAAAUGUUGAGCUGCGAGGACACAGGAGCCAGUAAAAAUGCAUGUUUUGCCUUGAGUUGCCUAGCAACUAACUCUGAGGGUCAUUCUCGUCUCUUGAACAAUGCCUACGUGGAUGAGGUGCUGCGGACGUUGUCGGAGCUGCUGAGUGCUGAGGACAGUGAGACGGGCUGGUUCGCUGCAAUGACUCUAAGAACCCUAGCCAGUCAACCAAAAGGGUGCUUAAAACUACGAGAAAACCACACAGUUCACCUGGCCCUGAAGGCAAUGGAGGUGAGGGAGGACAUGAAUCCUGAUCUGAGAGAGGAGGUCAUCAUCACGCUGGAGAUCCUGAAACGUCUGGAGAAGCCGGCACCGCCUCACGUACAAGUUACGGGUCCCUACUCACUACGUGCCAGCUGGGACAAGAUCACAACCAAGAGCGGCUUUGAUGUCCGCUACCAGCUGUUUGAAGGUGGGCGUUGCGUGUAUAACGGGCGUGAGUGCAGCUGCGAGGUGAACGACCUGUCCCCGUACACCCAGUACAGUCUGCGAAUGCGAGCCUGCACUGAGGGGGAUGAGAGCCAGUACACUGACACAGUUCAGGUUACUACUGAGGAGGCAGAGCCGUCUGCUCCGGUAGACCUGAAGAUCCUUGGGUCCACCAUUACACAGCUGAAGGUGGGCUGGGAUCCCCCAGAACACCCUAAUGGGGUCUUAAAGGGAUACAAUGUGUUUUAUGGUAGGAAUAUAGUUGACCACACAGCAGACGUCUCUAUCAUCCUGACAAGCCUCACAGCAAACACAUCGUAUGAAGUCCAGGUUUACGCAGCGACAAGUAAAGGCAAAGGUGAAAGGUCAUCUGUCAUUGGCACCACGGCCGAGCUAGGUGCCCAUGCCCCGUCCCGACCUCAAGUCCAUGUGUUGGGUCGCAAUGAGGUCAACUUGACCUGGGGUCCACCGGAGGUUCCUCUUGGCAGAAUCACCCGCUAUGACGUCAUCAUGAACGGCAAGACAGUGUACUCAGGAACUGAUCUCUGCUACAAUGCCCGCAGGUUGACACCCGAUACAGAGUACACGUUUGUGGUGGUGGCACUUACAAAUGAAGGGAAGUUUGAGAGUAAGGCCACGAAGAAACGGACGUCCAAGGAUGAAUACGAUACAAAUCGACCUCCGUUAUAUCAGCCCCCAAAACGAGAAUCUGUUACUGAAGAGAUGAUUCCGAAAGUGAUUCCACUACAGAAGAAGAGAAAGUCUCUGACGGAGGGGAAACCUGUGCGGGUGCCGAGCGCCAAGAAUCGGUCAAAGACCCCAACAAACACGGAAAAUAUUCCCCCGAGACCAAGUUCAGCAGGCAGCUUGUCGCCGCGUCGUGGCAGCCAGGUGUUGUCCGACUCGUCCAGCCAGGCAGAAGACUCACAGAUCACACCUGUCCAAAGAGCAGUACCAGUACCGAAACCUGUACCAGCCGAGCCAAAGAAGGAGGCAAGGCCUUCAUCGCUAAGGAAAGACCGGACUUCCAGAAUCUCAUCUACAUCCUCCACCACAGCUAGGGACUCCUCCCAUCGAGCAAUCAAAGUUGAUAAAUCACCGACAGUGCCUAAAACAAUGUUCCCCGUGGCUAUAAGUUACGUUUCCAUUCACGGAGGGGAUGACUUCGAUAUGACCUUUGACCCAAGUAGGUCACCGGAGUUCUAUAUUAAGAAACGUGGUGGUCCAGCGGAAGGUUCCAGUUUGAAAUUAGAACGAUCUCGAACAUCGUACAUUGGACCUAAACACCCAAGCAAACAUAAAGGAUUAUUAACUGACCUUGACCUCUCUGAAGAGCCCCUGGAUGUUACAAAUAGUGGUUCAAAAGCAUUGGGUGUUGACCGCGGAGGGAAAUCGUCACUGCCGAAGCCUUCAGUGCCAAGUCAGCAGUAUUUGGAAGGUGGGAGAUCGGUGACGUUCUGUGGAGAAAAUAAUCGAGGAUCCAAGUCAAUACAAAGUCCACGCGGAGGCUACGAUGCAUCACGGGAAGUGAUAGACAUGGACCAGUUGGAUCAGGAGUUUCAGAAAUCAAAGAGACCAGCAAGCCACCACUCUGCGUACAGUAGCGCAGGGUCGGUGCUGCCCUCUAGUGGCUAUACAGUCGCACCAUACUUUAUAGAAUCACAUCACGAGUUCUUACAGAGGACUAACACCUUUAUUAGCAGCCACAGGCCUGGUUUGAAGAAAACGUUAGAUCGCCUUCCAAACAAAAUGAGUUUUCCCAUCAACGUUGCCAUGGCCACAGGACCUGUGACAUUUUCUCCUGAGAUUCCUGAGAACAAAGUUGCGAAAUCUCACAACAAAUUUGUCCCGAUGCAACUGCGGACUCAGCCAGGGAAUCUGCCUCCUGCUCAGCUCCAACGAGUCAGCACUGCGCUGGCCGAACCCAGAGUGAUUGGAGGAUUUCCUGCCCGUCGCCUAGAAUCUCUCCCUCGUAGCCACACCCAAGUUGCUGCAGAAACCAAGGGUCCUCAUUCAUCUGUGAAGCGAGGAAAGAAUCAUGGGACAGGUGGCGCCAGUGAUGUUGACGCUGCUGGAGUGUCUGGUCACCAUAGCAACACCAAAGAAAAGUUAUCCAGGUCAAAAGGCUCCUCCCACCGCCGACUGAACCAAUCAGGACAUAUCCGUGAACCUGACUCUGUCUUACUCAGCCAGUCAUGGACCUUUAAAGCUCAGGAAGAAGCUCUUCAAGGAGCGAGAUAGCAUACACUUAACUCUUUAACACACCAAUGUCGUCUACCAUUUAAUAAAGUCACGUUAUCGGAGUGAACAUUUUGAAGUCAUAGUAUGCCUGCACUAGAACCUUCACUGCUAUAUUUCACUACGAUUGUUUAGUUCUGUAUUAUGAUUCGGUACGGAGUAAUGUCCCUUGUUCACCAAAAUUUGUGAUGUGGUGCACAGUUGUAGGGUUUUUACAUAUACGUAACGAGAUCAUCAAAAUAUGACGGCAGACACUGGUGUCACCUGGUGUCAGUAAUUGUCAGUAAUCAUGCCCUCGAUAUCGUUAUGAUGCGAGCCGUCAAAUAUAACAGUGAGUGAGUGAGUUGGGUUUAAAGCCGCUUUUAGG
Molecule: messenger RNA, 3904 nt
Organism: Haliotis rubra (blacklip abalone)
Lineage: Eukaryota; Metazoa; Mollusca; Gastropoda; Lepetellida; Haliotidae
Exons: 23
Coding region: 97-3540 (1147 amino acids)
Molecular function (GO): protein binding
Source: RefSeq, a predicted model, not a curated record